Molecule: messenger RNA, 846 nt
Organism: Penicillium coprophilum
Lineage: Eukaryota; Fungi; Ascomycota; Eurotiomycetes; Eurotiales; Aspergillaceae
Product: putative short-chain dehydrogenase/reductase family protein
Exons: 4
Coding region: 1-846 (281 amino acids)
Molecular function (GO): oxidoreductase activity
Source: RefSeq, a predicted model, not a curated record
AUGGCUGCCACCACUCCCCAAGGACGUCUUCAAGGCAAAAAUGCCAUCAUCACAGGUGCUGGAGGUGGCAUCGGUCUCGAAACCAGUAUCCUCUUCGCCCGCGAAGGUGCCAAUGUCCUCAUGGCCGACGUCUCCGAGCCCGCUCUCGCCAAGGCAUUGGCCAAAGUAAAGGAGGUAGUUCCCGGCGCUGGUCGAGUUGAGUCGAUCCGAUGUGAUGUGUCCAAGGAGUCGGACGUACAGGCAAUGGUUGAGUCCCAGGAUAGCUGGGGAGGUACCGACGUGAUCUUCAAUAAUGCUGGAAUUAUGCACGCGAACGACGCAGAUGCUAUCGAUACACCUGAGAAGAUCUGGGAUCUCACACAUAACAUCAAUGUUAAGGGUGUCUGGUUCGGCAGCAAGCACGCUGUCCUCAGUCUGCGUCGUCACAAGAAGUCCCGUGGCAGUAUCAUUAACACAGCUAGUGUGGUUGCUUUGGUUGGCGCUGCCACUCCCCAGCUCGCGUACACAGCGAGCAAGGGUGCAGUCCUGGCAAUGACUCGGGAGUUGGCUAUCGUUCAUGCCCGGGAGGGAUUCCGUUUCAACGCUCUGUGCCCCGCUCCCCUGAAUACCCCUCUUCUGCAGGACUGGCUGGGUGAUGAUCAGGCCAAGCGUUUCCGUCGGGAGGUGCACUUCCCUACUGGCCGAUUCGGUGAACCUAUUGAACAAGCUCAUGCUGUGGUUUUCCUGGCUAGCGAUGAAAGUAGCUUUGUGAAUGGAACGGAUUUUGUGGUCGAUGGUGGAAUGACCAAGGCUUAUGUUACACCGGAGGGUCCGGCCACCCCUGCGCCUCAAAACAACGGCAAUUAA